Messenger RNA from Phoenix dactylifera (date palm), 3974 nucleotides. The record is from RefSeq and is a predicted model, not a curated record. Lineage: Eukaryota; Viridiplantae; Streptophyta; Magnoliopsida; Arecales; Arecaceae.
CAACUGAUCCCCUCCUCCCCCCCUUCCCUCCCAUUUCCUCCUCCUUAGCAUUCCCAGGAAGAGAGAAGGGAAAGAAAGCUCGAGAGAGAGGGAGAGGGAGAGAGGAGAAAGGUUUUAAAGAGAAGGAAAGGAUUUAGAGAGAGGAGGAGGAGGAGGAGGAGGAGGAAGGGGGUAAAGGGGAGAAUGUUCAAAGACCAAGUCCGCGCGAAGGCGUGGGAGUCGACGGUGCGGAAGACGCAGCAGCAGCAGCAGCAGCCGUCCGGACGGCGCCGGGGCUGCAUCUUCACGCCCAUGUCCGUCGCCCCCGCCGACGACGCCGACGGCCCCCCCGCCCCCGCCGGCGACGACGACGACGCCUCCGAAGACGACGCCCCGCCCUCCGAGGAGCCCUGCCACGCCGAGCGCCUCCUACCCAACGGCGACUUCUACACCGGCCAGUGGUCCGGUGGCCUCCCCCAUGGCACUGGGAAGUACCUCUGGACCGACGGCUGCAUGUACGAGGGCGAGUGGCGCCACGGUAAGACCACCGGGAGGGGCAAAUUCUCCUGGCCCUCAGGUGCCACCUAUGAGGGCGAGUUCAAGGCCGGCUUCAUGGAUGGCUUCGGCACCUACACCGGCUCCUCCGGCGAUACCUACCGCGGCUGCUGGAGCAUGAACCUGAAGCACGGUCCCGGAAAGAAGUCCUACGCCAACGGGGACUACUACGACGGCGACUGGCGCUCCGGCGCCCAGGACGGCCACGGGCGCUACAUCUGGCGCAACGGCACCGAGUACGCCGGCCAGUGGCGCGCCGGCCUCCUCCACGGCAAAGGCUCCCUGGUCUUCGCCAAUGGGAACAGGUACGACGGCGGCUGGGAGGACGGCGUGCCCCGCGGCAACGGCACCUUCCGUUGGGCUGACGGCAGCCUCUACGUCGGCGUCUGGAGCAAGGACGACGCCGAGCACAAGGGGGUCUACUACCCCUCGCCGGCGGCGACGUCGCCCACCGCCAGGGACCCGCAGGAGGCCUUCGCCGCGGAGCUGCCGGAGUGCAGGAUCUGCCCCGGCGAGACCGUCUCCAUUCUCCCCUCGCAGAAGACUGUCAACUGGUCCGGCCUCGACCAGGCCGGCUCCAAGCCCCCGCUCCGCCCCCGGCGGCGGGCCUCCGUCGAUGCCGCCGCCGGGCCGACGAGGCGGCCCAAUGGGCGGACCAAGACCAUCAUUGGGGUGAACAGCAACGGGGAAGCGGAAAGGGGGUUCGAGAAGAUUUGCAUCUGGGAGUCGGAUGGCGACAUCACCUGUGACAUUGUGGAUGGGAGCUCGGUGGUGAGCGGCGGAGGCAGGGAGGAGGCGGAUGAUAUGAUGGCAGGGCGGCGAUCGGUGGAUGUGGAUCCGAGGGUGUUCAGGACGCCGCCACCGCAGCAGGUUCGGUGGUCGCAGAAGAUGCUGAGGAAGCAAGGGGAGACCAUCUCCAAGGGGCACAAGAAUUAUGAGCUCAUGCUCAAUCUCCAGCUUGGAAUCAGGCAUGCUGUAGGAAAACAAAGUAUGGCUUCGUCUGAUUUGAAAGCAUCGGCCUUUGACCCAAAAGAAAAGGUAUGGACAAAGUUUCCUCCCGAAGGAUCAAAACAUACACCUCCACACCAAUCUUGUGAGUUCAGAUGGAAGGAUUACUGUCCAUUGGUAUUCAGGACACUCCGAAAACUGUUCAAGGUUGAUGCAGCUGAUUAUAUGAUCUCUAUCUGUGGAAAUGAUGCCCUUCGUGAACUCUCAUCUCCCGGAAAGAGCGGAAGCUUUUUUUACCUGACCAAUGAUGACCGUUACAUGAUAAAGACAAUGAAGAAAUCUGAAGUUAAAGUGCUUCUAAGGAUGCUUCCAGCCUAUUAUAACCAUGUCCGCAAUUAUGAGAAUACUUUGGUGACCAAGUUCUUUGGUCUGCACUGUGUCAAGCUAACAGGAGCUACUCAAAAGAAGGUUAGACUAAGGGUCCGCUUUGUUAUAAUGGGAAAUCUGUUCUGUACUGAGUUUGCCGUCCAUAGACGUUUCGACUUGAAAGGGUCUUCCCAUGGUCGUACAACCACUAAGCCAGAGUCAGAAAUCGAUGAAUACACUACUUUAAAGGACCUUGAUCUUAACUUUAUAUUUCGAUUGCAAGGAUCUUUGUUCCAAGAAUUUCAAAGGCACGUAGAGAAGGACUGUGAAUUUCUCGAGGCGGAGAGAAUCAUGGAUUACAGUCUUUUGGUGGGUGUCCAUUUUAGGGGCCCCAUAGAGAUUCCUCCGGCUGAAGGUCAUGGUGAUAUUGGUAGCACAAAAGAAGCACCACCUCACCUUUCAAGAGCAGAUAUGGAUCAGUUUCUCCAUGAUCCAGCAAGGUCGGCCACGAGCAGGCUAGGUGUGAAUAUGCCGGCUAGGGCUGAACUGACUGUUAGAAGGAAUGACUGUGAACCCCAGCUGAUUGGAGAACCCACAGGGGAGUUUUAUGACGUAGUCUUGAUCUUUGGCAUCAUAGACAUACUCCAAGACUAUGAUAUCAGCAAAAAACUUGAGCAUGCAUACAAGUCUAUCCAUUAUGACCCAACCUCAAUAUCAGCUGUUGAUCCAAAACAGUAUGCAAAGCGCUUCCGUGAUUUCAUAUUCAAAGCUUUUAUAGAAGACACCUAGAAUUUUUUAGCAGAAAAGUGCCGCCAUCAGUACAACGAACUUCAGAACAUCCCCAUAGAAGUUGGUCAAGCUGAAGCCAAGAUGUUUGGCUUCUCGGCAUGUGUGUAUUAUUUCAGUGAUUGCAUUCAGAAAGAUCAGCGCUUCAGGCAUCAUUGAAGCCACUCGAGAUUGGCUCGUGGCUUGGGAAGUUGCAUGACUGAUAAACCAGUGCGGCUCUCUCCCUACGUAAAUAUGAACAGGGAUGUAUACAUUCACUAAAUAUCUAUCACUACAGUUAGUAUUUUUAUGUUUAUUGAAGGUAUAGACAGAAAUUGUGACGAGGAGAGUGCAAGCCAAUUCGGAACUGUAAAUGAUUUUACCUGAGGGCAAUAUGUAUCAGAUUUCAUUCUUUCUGUAAUCAGUUUUGUUUUUCUCAGAAACUCAGAAACUCGACAGGAAUUUCUGGGAUUUUUAGUAUACUUUGUACAGGAGGACUCAAAUUGAAAUGACUCUCUGUCAACCAUAUCUUGUUUUUUUGCACUUAUGAGGUAAUACAAAAACAUUGACAUCAAUGACUGGAUUCUUAUAAUGUCAAAACUUAGAAUACCAUACAGGAGAACUGUUCUUGGAUGCUCCAUUCCUUCGAUACCACUGACAGACGUUGAUGGGGUCUUUUAGGCAUGGCAUAAUGCAAGACAGCAAUUGGCCCUAGCAAAUUUGUGACGGGGACAAUUUGCUGCAACGAGAUAAAGAGAGCUGGUGCCUUGCAUUUGGUGCUGGUGAGCAUUUUCUGCAAUGAAACAGUCAUGGGAAGCAGCCAAAUUUAAGCUGUCAGCUGUGUAGAACCCACCUGAUAUGGAUUGAUGAACAACAUGAUAUGUGAUUUAAAUCUUUGCAGUGGCUCAGAAACUCAGAGUGCCUACUGUUGGAAACCACUUGGUAGGUCAGGGUGGCCCUCAUGGUUGUCAACCUUUUGGAUAUGUUUCCAAAUGUUGCAGUCUUGGCUUGAUCUCUAGGUUGUGGUUGAUUGAAUCCCGUAUCAGUGUGACAGAGACAUCGUCCCCGCUUGCCGAAUCUCUUGGACAUGGUGGCCUACAGAUAAUUCCCAAGCCUGCACUCCCUCCGGAUGAUCCCCAAGUUUGCUGAGAAAGCCUUGCAAAUCUCUACUAUAUCGUAGAUGUUUGACAGAUUGUUACAUUUAACUGCCUUUAACCUUUCUUGGGGCACUUCGUAGAUGUAAGUUUGUUGCUGCAUGCACUCACCUUGAUUAGGUUAUUCGUUCUCUCUUUGUCGACAGAGUAGAUGUAAUAUCAAGUUAAAUAUAAUGUAUAUGUAAUCCUUAAUCUGUUGGGGGAUCA